CAUCACCCUCUUCACCACAAUCUUCUCUCCCUCUGAGCUUUGCCAGUUUUUUUCAAAGUUUCUUCUACCGACGGCGGACUGACUUUAGAUAGUCCGCCAACCAUGCCCCGCCAAGACUCAACGGCCCCGGUGGGUAACUCGUGCGCCCUGCAGGGCCCCUCGAAUGCCAGCUACAACACCAACAACGCGCCGGUGCCAGUCAUCACUCAAACGGACUCCAGGGACAAAUGGAGCAAAAAGAUGGAUUUCCUCUUAUCUGUCAUUGGAUUCGCAGUAGACUUGGGAAACGUUUGGAGAUUUCCAUAUAUUUGUUAUCAAAACGGAGGAGGUGCUUUUCUCAUCCCUUACAUUCUGAUGGCCAUCUUUGGAGGGGUGCCGCUAUUUUACAUGGAGCUGGCGAUGGGCCAGUUCCACAGGACAGGAGCGAUAUCCAUAUGGAAACACAUCUGCCCCAUUUUCAAAGGCAUCGGGUUUGCCAUCUGCAUCAUCGCUCUCUACGUGUCCUUCUACUACAACACCAUCAUCGCCUGGGCUCUGUUCUAUUUCUACUCUUCCUUCGCCAGCACGCUACCCUGGACCAACUGUGACAACGUGUGGAACACGGAGAACUGCACCAACUACUUCGGGAAAGACAACGUCACCUGGAACAACUACUCCAGGUCUCCCGCGGAAGAGUUUUACACGAGGAACGUUCUAGAGAUCCACAAGUCUCCGGGGCUCCACAACGUGGGGAGUGUCCGCUGGCAGCUGAUGUUGUGCCUCUUCCUGAUCUUCACCAUCGUGUACUUCAGCCUGUGGAAAGGAGUGAAGACGUCAGGCAAGGUGGUGUGGGUGACUGCCACCCUGCCCUACGUAGUCCUCUUCAUCCUGCUGAUCCGGGGCGCCACGCUGCCGGGCGCCUGGAGAGGGGUGGUAUUCUACCUCAAGCCCAAGUGGGAGAAGCUUCUGGAGACAAGCGUGUGGGUAGAUGCAGCAGCUCAGAUCUUCUUCUCUCUGGGACCAGGGUUUGGGGUCCUACUGGCGCUCUCCAGCUACAACCCCUUCACCAACAACUGCUACCGCGAUGCCAUCGUGACCAGUCUGGUGAACUGCCUGACCAGCUUUGUGUCUGGGUUUGUGAUCUUCACGGUGCUCGGCUACAUGGCUGAGAUGAGAAAGGUGGAGGUGGAGGAUGUGGCAAGGGACAAAGGCCCCAGCUUGCUGUUCAUCACGUACCCAGAAGCCAUCGCCAACAUGAUGGGCUCUACGUUCUUCGCCAUCAUCUUCUUUGUGAUGAUGAUCACCCUCGGGCUGGACAGCACGUUCGGAGGUCUGGAGGCCAUCAUCACGGCCGUGCUGGAUGAAUACCCAGGGUACCUCUCCCACAGGCGGGAGCAGUUCGUCCUCGUCCUGGUGAUCGUCUGUUUCCUAGGCUCCCUCAGCACCCUCACCAACGGCGGGGCUUACGUGGUCAAGCUUCUGGAGGAGUUUGGCGUGGGCUCUUCCAUCAUAGCUGUUGUUUUCCUUGAAGUUAUCGCCGUGUCAUGGUUCUACGGGAUCCAGAGGUUCAGUAACGACAUCCAAGCAAUGCUGGGAUAUGCUCCCGGACUGUUCUGGAAGGUCUGCUGGGUAGCCAUCAGUCCAGCCUUUCUUGCGUAUAUCAUAGUGAGCUCCCUGUUGAAGCCUCCUCCCCUGACGCUGUUUGACUACAAGUACCCAGACUGGAGCAUCUCAGUGGGGUACGUGAUCGGAGCCUCCUCCUUCAUGUGGAUCCCUAUCUACAUGGUCUACAAGCUGGUGUGGACCCCAGGAUCCCUGAAACAGCGCCUGGCCGUGUGCCUGCGACCUGAGAGGACCGUGCCAGACAUCCACACAGACAACCUCAACAUGACGCCCAUCCCGUAGACACAGCCCCCGCCGCCGCCGGCCCAGCCAGGCGCGGCGGCGGCGGCACUACCUGUUCCUGAAGAGGACCACGCUCUGACAACACAGACCACACCCCUGGGGACCUAGCACACGCUAAGCAGGCAGCUCAACGGGUUCAACACACACCAAUUAGUAUUAAGAGGAAAUAUGAUAAAUGCGUUCCCAAUUGGAAAUGUAAUAGUCUUUAGGUAAGCUGUAUUAUCUCAAAAAUACACUCUUUAGGUUGGUUUGGUGUUCGUCGUCAGUCAUGUAGGGCGAUGUGCACAGAUGACUUCAGAUUUCACACACGUGACUGAAGACUGAACUUCCAGCAGCCUGUACUCUACCAAGAUUCUAGGGACACUUUGCAAUCCAAUCGCUCCUUUCCUAAACCAGAUAAACCAGCUGAAGUACUUACAUGACAAUAUACUUGAUUACCAUGCCAAGGAAUUACUGUAGGUGUUCUAUCAUUCAACAACGAAAAUUAUCUUACGUGAUUCUGUAUGUUGUACACCUGACAAACAACAGCCAGAGCUGUUUCUUUUCAUUUUAAUCGUAAAUAUAGGGAAAUGGAAAACCUUGAUCAGUGCAGUUAUAGCCAAUAUCAAUGUGAUUUGUUACGUGUGAAAAGUAAAACAAAUGUGAUAUAUUAAUGGUUCAUAUAUUUCAAUUUCUACUCAUUUUUAUUUAUUUAUUAUUUUUUAAGUGUGACGAUUACCUCAAAAUAGCAGUGUUAAUAUAAGACUAAAAACACUGCUAAGGAGAAAUCAGUAUGAGGGAAUACCGGAUACGAUCUCUCAGUAUUCCCUUGUUCUUUAUGCUUUAUUUAUGUCAGGUAUGAGUAUCUCUGUAGGAAGAUUAAUACAAGAUGAAACAAGACCACUACAUGAAGUGUUAUGUUAAAUAUUCCCAAGUGUUUGUUGUUGAGCCAAACAACUUCCAGUGUUUUUUUUUGCCUUAAAUAUGCCUAUAUAUUCUAGAUAUGUAAAAGAAAUGUAUAAUCUGUAUUGAUUUUGUGCCUCUCCAGACAAACAUAAAACGUUUUUUUGUUUUCUUUAUAAUUGAACACUAUUCUUUUGUGCAGAUAAAAUACCUAGGCCCAUAUCAUAGCCAGCCAGAGAUUUUACAUAUUUUCAUGUAUUUACUAUUUUGAAUUGUCUAUAAGAAAUGUAAUGAGAAGUUUAUUUCUAAAUAUAUUUUGAAUGUCUUGUGAUUCCUGUCCAUCUCUUGAUUCAUUUGAUCCUGUACUACUGUUUGGAUGUGUCAGAACUGUUCUCUACCUGUGCAGUCCUGAGCGCGAAACAUGAACGCUAUAAAGACGUACAAAUUACUAUCCUGUCUGUUAUCUAAGAUGGUUAAUCAACAAAUCCAAGUCUAGAUUUCAAGACAAAAGCCACAUCACAUUGUAUUUUUCAUUGGUUAAUGAUGUUCCUGAAACAUGUUGAUUGACUGA
Osmerus eperlanus (European smelt) is the source of this 3337-nucleotide messenger RNA. RefSeq names its product solute carrier family 6 member 4b (gene slc6a4b). Gene Ontology annotation, molecular function: serotonin:sodium:chloride symporter activity; serotonin binding. Gene Ontology annotation, biological process: serotonin uptake; sodium ion transmembrane transport. The transcript is spliced from 13 exons. NCBI's taxonomy places the organism in Eukaryota, Metazoa, Chordata, Actinopteri, Osmeriformes, Osmeridae. Gene Ontology annotation, cellular component: plasma membrane; neuron projection. The record is from RefSeq and is a predicted model, not a curated record. The coding region runs from base 103 to 1884 and encodes 593 amino acids.